GAGAGCGAGGAAGUGCAGGCCUACUGGGAUAUUCCCGUGUUUGUGGAAUAUAAUAAAGUUAGGGCCAAAAGAAUGCACGCAAGGAUAGUAGAUCAUCAAGCGAAGACAGUGACAACUCUGGAAAUGAGUUGCCCUUGGAUCCAGAAUCGAGAGAAGAAAGACGAGGAGAAGGUGUUGAAGUAUGGUCCCCUAUACAAGAUGACACAAUAUAACAUCAUAAUAUAUAUCUUGGGAGGAUGGUCUAGUUCUGUGGAGGGGUCCCUUAGCCAAUUAUUAGGAAACAGGGUGCAAAGAGGCGUUAAAGAGAAUGCGGAGACCUAUCAUCUCGAGUAGUUUAAACAUUGCUUGGACUUUUAAAGUUGUUGGAACAUAGUACAAACCUCAUUUUAAUCAUGAAGGACAUGUAUAUACCUUUUUAAUCUUAUGAACGGGGGUAAAGGAAAUCUAGAGACUUGGACAUUUAGCAUUACUAGUUGUAGAAUGUUCUUAAAUUUAUCGUUUUACCAUUUUGUCUGUUUAUUUAUAUAUACUUGUAAUUAUUAUUAUUAUUAUCAUUAUUAUUACAUAUUUUUUCUGAGGCUGUUCCUUAGUGCCCCAGGGUCACGUCCGACGCCCCUUGUGGUUGUUGCUAUAUGA
This is a messenger RNA of Porites lobata, 636 nucleotides long. The record is from the annotation of a GenBank genome assembly. NCBI's taxonomy places the organism in Eukaryota, Metazoa, Cnidaria, Anthozoa, Scleractinia, Poritidae.